AUGGUGUCGUCAGUCACCCUGGCAAGGAAAUCCCAGUCGUUCGUCGUGCCGGCCGCGCCGGCGUCGGGAGAGACGCUGGAGCUGUCCGCCAUCGACCGCGUGCCCGGGCUGCGCCACACCGUGCGGUCACUGCACGUGUUCCGGCGCAACGGCGCCGACAGCGCCAGGCCGGCCGAGGCCGCCGCCGACUGCAGCCUGGAGGACGUGAACGGCCUGGACUACCCUCUCGUGGUCUGCGAGGAGGAGCUGCUGCCCGCUCCGGAGGAAGGCGUUGACCCUACCACUAUUCCGGUCAUGAUGCAGGUGACCGAAUUCACUUGUGGAGGAUUUGUUGUGGGCUUGGUAGCGGUCCACACCCUCACAGACGGGCUUGGCGCAGCACAAUUCAUCAACACAAUUGCUGAGUUAGCCCGCGGUCUGGACAAGCCUACGGUGGCUCCUGCAUGGGCUCAGGCUGUAAUCCCAAGCCCACCCAAGUUACCUCCAGGGCCACCGCCAUCGUUCCAGUCCUUCGGCUUCCAGCAUUUCGCCACAGAUGUUAGCUCAGAGUGUAUCGCCCAUGUCAAGGUCGAAUACUUCCAAGCAAUGGGUCAGUAUUGCUCAACUUUUGAUGUCGCCAUUGCAAUGGUUUGGCAAGCUCGAACUCGGGCCAUCAAGUACAGUCCAGAAUCCGAGGUCAAAAUAUGCUUCUUCGCAAACACCAGACACCUUCUCACACAAGUUCUCCCAAAGGAUGGGGGCUUCUACGGCAACUGCUUCUACCCGGUUACCGUGACAUCUAUGGCGAAGGAUGUUGCCAUGAUGGGGCUGCUUGGUGUGAUCAGGAUGAUUAGGGACGGGAAGGCAAGGCUCCCUUUGGAGUUUGCCAAGUGGGCGUCAGGGGAUGUGAAGAUUGAUCCAUACCAGUUGGCGUUCGAGCACAAUGUGCUAUUUGUGUCGGAUUGGACGAGGCUUGGAUUCUUUGAGGUCGACUACGGGUGGGGCACUCCUAGCCAUAUCUUACCAUUUACCUAUGCAGAUUACAUGGCGGUCGUGGUGCUUGGUGCUCCGCCAAUGCCCAAGAAGGGCACACGAGUUAUGACCCAGUGUGUGGAGGAGAAGUAUCUCAAUGAGUUCAAGGAUGAGAUGAAGGGUUUCUUUUAA
Messenger RNA from Triticum turgidum subsp. durum (durum wheat), 1143 nucleotides. The record is from the annotation of a GenBank genome assembly. Lineage: Eukaryota; Viridiplantae; Streptophyta; Magnoliopsida; Poales; Poaceae.